AGUACAGGCAGCCUGCUAGAUUUGAGUCUCUCCUGUCUCCCUGGAUCUUCUUAGGGAAAUGACCCAUUUACAGAAGGAAGUGACAGCCAUUGAGACCAAGCUUGAACAGAAGCGCAGUGACCGCCACAACCUGCUACAGGCCUGCAAGAUGCAGGACAUCAAGUUGCCACUGUCUAAAGGCACCAUGGAUGAUAUUAGUCAGGAAGAGGGUAGCUCCCAGGGGGAGGAUUCAGUGAGUGGCUCCCAACGAACCUCCAAUAUCUACGCACGAGAGGCCCUCAUCGAGAUUGACUAUGGUGACCUGUGUGAGGAUCUGAAGGUAAGAUCUUCCCAGCUGUCCAUCAAGGGUCAGCCCAUCUAGGGGUCCUGUGGAGUUAGACCAUGGCUGGAAAGAGGGGCGAACUGGCAAGGGAGGGUGGGUGGAAUUGUGCUCCAGGGUCUCCCCCCAUGUGCACACACAGGCACAGGCACGUCUUUCACCCCCACCCCCAGUUGUCCCUGUCCCUGCCUGCUGCCGGCCUUCCCCUUCCACUUGUAUACGCUCUCAGCCCAGAUACACGGAGAAAGGGCUCCUGUACAGUGAACAGCUAGACCUCGAGUGUUCCUUAGGGCUCUGUCCCGGGUGGCAUGCUUUCCUUCUCACGUGGCAUUCUCUCAUCCUGAGUGUCUCUUCCACUCCCCUGUCUUCAGCUGCCAUCUCUGUGCUAUUCUGGCAC
Messenger RNA from Sus scrofa (pig), 716 nucleotides. RefSeq names its product structural maintenance of chromosomes protein 1A-like. The record is from RefSeq and is a predicted model, not a curated record. Gene Ontology annotation, molecular function: DNA binding. Lineage: Eukaryota; Metazoa; Chordata; Mammalia; Artiodactyla; Suidae. Gene Ontology annotation, biological process: sister chromatid cohesion. Gene Ontology annotation, cellular component: meiotic cohesin complex; nucleus.